ACUCAAUUUCAGCAAAUAACUUAAAUUUGGAACACAGCAUCAUUGUUUUCACAGCUUUUUGGUUGUUAGAGGUAGAGAGUGUGUAGAGUUUUAAAUCUUUUUUAAAGGCACAAAAAACAGGUCGGGUAUUGAGAAACUUACAUUUAUGAAUAUAAAACGUAGCCAAUAGUAUAAUGAGGUUGCAAAGGUAAAAUUCCGUUUAAAGUUGUUUUUUCAUACAGUGAACAUUGGUUUGAUGUUUCACAAUUGUUAAGGCCGGUGUGACGUUCCUGGAAGUUUGUCUUUUGAUGUGUUUCACACACGGUGGCAGGAAGCGCUGUGGCGCCAGCAGCGCUUGGUUUCGGCUUUUGCACAGACGACGAAGAAGAAGCAAACCGGAAGUUUACAUAAACAACAUGGGUUUGUGCUGCACAUCAUAGGACACUAACAUUACUAAAUACUGCUGUACCUACAUUAUUUACUCAUAUGUGAUAUUUUGCAAAUAGUUUUUUGUUCCGAAGUGUGUUCGCAUAGUUCCAAUGAGGGACGAAAAGCAGCAGCGUUCCUCUCUCUACUUGGAGGUGUGUAGCCAAGAUGAAGAAGCUCGUCUCCCUCUGCACUCCUCCAUCGUCCUCUUCCUGCUGUCCUACUGUGACUGCAACUCCUUCAAAGUCCACCUGGUUGCCAGCGAGCAUGGCAACUUAGAGGCCCUUAAAGGUCAGAUACCAGAGUGCGUGGACGUGCUGGACAUUAAGUCAGAGGGUCUUCCACGGCUGGUGAGGGGCUGCCGCCUCCCUGCAGUGUUGGACGAGACCGGGGAACUGUGCAGGGCUGGGCUGGCUGUGGUCUUGAGGCACAUCAUCAACAAGACCAUCGAGGCUGAUCCCUCCAGGAAUGACGUGCUGGCAUUGCUGGGCUUCAAGAAGACUUGUCUCAAGGCUUGUGCUGAGGUGAGCAAGUGGACCAGGCUGUGUGAAAUUGGGAUCCCGUCAGCUGUCGAAGACCACCUCCGUAACCCUCCUAUCCAAACCCAGCCACCCCCCGUCUCCAUCCUCACUCUGGAGCGAAGGCUGGCCGAACCCGUCAAGGUCCACAACGAUGACAAAAUACGCCGGCAAAAGCUCCAGGAGCAGAGACAAAACGAACAGAAUGACAACAACCAAGCUGACAGGGGACGCGCGGAUUGUGACCCCCAGUCCAGCACGCCGCCUAAUGGACUUGAGCUCAGGGCAGCUCUGGCUAAGCUGUCUGUCGCUGCAGGUCCUUCUGUGGCCACCAGAGAGUGCUCUGAGAUCAGGAAAGUGAGGACCAACGACCUGCCUGAGCUGGAGCAUCUCUUUGCCGAGGGGCUGUACUUUACACUGACCGAUGUGGUCCUGUUGCCAUGCAUAUAUCAAUACCUGUCUUCCCUUCCGGCUCCUGCUGCCAGCACUCUGCACCACAUCCCCCACCUGCUGCGCUGGUACAGCCGCGUUCAGGAGGUACCCGGGCUACUGCGGGCUGCAAAAGCCUGCGGGAUAGCGCUGGUCAGCCCUGAGGCUCUGGCAUCUUGCACAGCGGGGCCGCCACAGCCGGUCGAGGGCAACCCACCAAGUCAACUAGAGCAUGAAGAGGAGACGACCACACAGCUCCCUUUUGUUGGCGGUCCCCGGCCCACCAUGACCAAACUCAAAGAAAGUGGCAUAGUGGCAGCCUUCGCUCCUCAUCCUUGUCCUGAGUGGACGCUCCCGUGGGACAGCUUACCAGAGGCCAUCAACCCCGCUGAAGGGAAGAUGUCAAAUAUCCGCACAGUCAAGAAGAAGCAACAGCUGAAUAACUUGGUUGCCAUGGUGACACAUCUAGCCAAACCAGGAGACACGAUUGUGGAUUUCUGCAGUGGAACGGGACACGUGGGUAUUGUCCUGGCCCACACUCUCCCACAUUGUCAGGUCCUCCUCAUUGAAAACAAGGAAGAAUCUCUGAUCAGGGCGCAGGGUCGCAGCACUGAACUUGGACUAGAAAACAUUGGAUUCAUUCAGACCAACUUGGACUACUUCACUGGACCUUUUCACAUUGGAGUCGCGCUCCAUGCCUGCGGCGUGGCGACAGACAUGGUGAUGGAGCACUGCAUCCAGGCAGGCGCCGCCUUCGUCAUCAGCCCUUGUUGCUAUGGCUUCAUCCAAAAUGCAGUCAAGUUCACCUUCCCAAGGAGCAAAAUGUUCCAAGAGACUCUGAUUUAUAAGGAACACAUGAUCCUGUGCCGCUUCGCCGACCAAACGGCUGGCCAGCUUCCUCCAGAGAGGCGCCACAUAGGGAAGCAGUGCAUGGGCCUGGUGGACUUGGACCGCUCAUGGGCUGCGCAGUCGCACGGUUACCAGGUGCAGGUGAUGACCAUGGAGCCGGACACGUGCUCGCCCAAGAACAACAUGUUGAUAGGAAAGCCCCACGUGCAAGAUGGCGCUCACUAAUUGGACGAACCUGAGCUUACUGUAGGUGCGUCACAUGGAUACUUGCGUUUUUUAUUUUUUGAUAUCUGGAUUUUCCAUCCAUCCAUUUUCUACCGCUUGUCCCUUGCAGGGUCGCGGGGGGUUCUUGAGCCUAUCUCAGCUGCAUUCGGGCGGUAGGCGGGGUACACCCUGGACUAAUACAAAGACAUGCACCUGGGGAUAGGUUGAUUGGCAACACUAAAUGGUCCCUAGUGUGUGAAUGUGAGUGUGAAUGUUGUCUGUCUAUCUGUGUUGGCCCUGUGAUGAGGUGGCGACUUGUCCGGGGUUUACCCCGCCUUCCACCCGAAUGCAGCUAUUUUAAAAACCAUGCUCUUGUAAUAUUUUAAUCAGUAAAGAUGGACAAUUGAUAUUAACUUCCAAAUUGAAGAGAUGCAUCUCAUUGGCCACCAUGUUUAAUCUUGUCGAAAUUGUCUAUAUCUGUGUAACAGGUCUGCAGCUAUCGAUUCUUUUAGUAAUCCAGUAAUCUAUUGAUUUUGCCCGAAAUAUUGGUCAAUCGGAUAAAACCCAGCUUUAUAGUCUCAAUACUUAUUUUAAAGUUAAAGUACCACUGAUAGUCACACACACACUAGGUGUGGUAAAAUUACUCUCUGCAUUUGACCCAUCCCCUUGUUCCACCCCCUGGGAGGAGAGGGGAGCAGCGAGCAGCAGCGGUGGCCGCGCUCGGGAAUCAUUUGGUGAUUCCGGCUUGGCGUAGUGGGUAGAGCGGCCUGGCCAGAAACCUGAGGGUUGCAGGUUCGCUCCCCGCCUCUUACCAUCCAAAAAUCGCUGCCGUUGUGUCCUUGGGCAGGACACUUCACCCUUGCCCCCGGUGCCGCUCACACCGGAGAAUGAAUGAUGAAUGAAUGAGUUGUAAAAAUGAAUGAUGGGUUCUCACUUCUCUGUGAAGCGCUUUGAGUGUCUAGAAAAGCGCUAUAUAAAUCUAAUCCAUUAUUAUUAUUAUUAUUAACCCCCAAUUCCAACCCUUGAUGCUGAGUGCCAAGCAGGGAGGUAAUGGGUCCCAUUUUUAUAGUCUUUGGUAUGACUCAGCCGGGGUUUGAACUCACGACCUACCAAUCUCAGGGCGGACACUCUAACCACAAGGCCACUGAACAGGUAAAGUUUUUAAAGUUUUAAGCAAAAUAGUUUAAUUAAACGACACUUUUAUGCUUGAAAUGUCUGUCAUUCAAUU
Molecule: messenger RNA, 3633 nt
Organism: Entelurus aequoreus (snake pipefish)
Lineage: Eukaryota; Metazoa; Chordata; Actinopteri; Syngnathiformes; Syngnathidae
Gene: gstcd
Product: glutathione S-transferase, C-terminal domain containing
Exons: 11
Coding region: 519-2426 (635 amino acids)
Source: RefSeq, a predicted model, not a curated record